Psylliodes chrysocephalus is the source of this 471-nucleotide messenger RNA. NCBI's taxonomy places the organism in Eukaryota, Metazoa, Arthropoda, Insecta, Coleoptera, Chrysomelidae. The record is from the annotation of a GenBank genome assembly.
AUGCAAAAGAGAGAUCGAUGUGGAGUUAACGCAAAUGGUAGCAGCCCUUUAGAAAAUAUGAGAGGAUUAGAACAUUAUUUGAAUGAUAUUAUGAGUCCACACAGCAACACGACUGAUAUGAAAGCGUUCACAAAAGAGAAAAGACCCUCGAUGAGGAAAAUGCUAAAGGCGAGGAAAAUAAGCUUUCCUCAAGUGCUCCUGAAAAUCGCCUCUUUCGGCGCAGGUCCGGAAGUCAGCGGCAGAGCUCACUUUCCAUCAUUCGUAAAAGUGGGCGUUUGCCGGCUUUACGAAAAUAAAAGGAACAAUUGGGAACGAUUGGAAACUAGGAAAACUCGCUCGGAAAUCGGUACUUGGGGGGUUUUCGGGGCUGACGAACACGAUUCUGGCAUUAUAAUUACCCGGAGGUGUAAGGGGGUGGCUCUGUGGGGGUGCGCAAGCGGUGAAUUGGGGGAGAAAUGGCAGCGUGCAUGA